Molecule: messenger RNA, 1079 nt
Organism: Bombina bombina (fire-bellied toad)
Lineage: Eukaryota; Metazoa; Chordata; Amphibia; Anura; Bombinatoridae
Product: cysteine-rich motor neuron 1 protein
Exons: 4
Coding region: 73-930 (285 amino acids)
Biological process (GO): regulation of cell growth; regulation of signal transduction
Cellular component (GO): extracellular region
Molecular function (GO): insulin-like growth factor binding
Source: RefSeq, a predicted model, not a curated record
ACAAUAUAUAUGAAAAGCUUGAAAGUACAACAGCCUUUUAGGUGUGUAUUUCUUACAAUAUAAUAUUUAGAAAUGAGAUCUGAGUUAAUUUUAUUACUUGUUUUCUUCUCCAUGGUACCACUGCAUUAUGGUUACAACUGUACAGUUUGUGACCAACGAAAAUGCCCCCCCCAUCCUUUAGAUUGCAAUGGUCACUUUGCAAUAGACCCAUGUGAAUGUUGUCAGCAUUGUCCCAAACAACAAUGGGAAACAUGUGGUGGUGAAAACUGGGAAUUUGGAUACUGUGGCAAUAGUCUGAAGUGUGCUGCAGUCAUUGGAGAGGAACUGGUGAAGCUACCCAUGAUGGGAAUUUGCAAAGAUUUAAAAGGAUUCCCAUAUCCUAAUUAUUGGGAGGAUGACGAUGAAAACUGCCCAGAACAAAGUGGAUGUUAUGUCCAGACAGGUCAAUGUGUCUGUCUCACAAAACGUACUUGCAUAAGUGAUUUCCGUCAUUCUUCUCAGGAACAGUGCAUGAUGGAAAGGCGUUCUUUUUAUGAUUAUAAUGUUGAUGAGAACUAUGAAACCUCUUUUAUAAACGUAUGCUUUGACAGAGGCUGUAAUAUAGUUGAUGAAAAAUGUAUUUGUGAAUCUGGAAAAUGUGGGCACACCUAUGAGUUCAGUGAAGCUAGACAUUGCAACAAAGAACUAGUAAAUAGACGUUGUGCCAAUGUGACGUGCCAGGAAGUAGGAAACAUCUCAUGUCCUCGAGAUUCUGUGGCUACUAAACCCCAUACACCAUUUGGAGAAUGUUGCCCCACAGUGCCCAGUCUCUGUACUUGUGAUUUUAGCAAAUGCAACAAUGAUUGUCAAAAAGGGAAAAGAAAAGUAAUGAUUCAGAAAACUUCUGGAAUCCCAGGAAAUUGCUGCGACCGAUUCUUGUGUUUAUUGUAACUACAAAAUUACUUUUUUUUUUAAAAAAAUGUUAAUUAAAAUGCUAUAAUAAUAAUAAUAAUUUCUUAGUAAAUGCAGGAUAUUAUUGUAACCUGAUUGUUCUUUGUGACAAAACCUAUGUUAUAAAAUAUAAACAAGAUGAUUUUAUG